AUGGUGGCGCCUACAACGCGGCCGAUGGUUGAAGCUCAAACCGUGGCAUGGCACGAAACCUCCGAGUGGCAGCGGGACAACAGAUACAUCCUCAGCGGCUAUCGUCCAGAAAAAGCAGACUACGUGGAGAUUCUCACCAGCUUGACGUUUUUGCACAACGAGACUUGUAAUGUGUACACCCACCUGAUCGGAGCUCUGCUCCUACCGCUCAUCGCGUUCGGUGUCAUGCAGAUUCUCUCUCAGCCUCAGUUCUUCGACGUCUCGAGAUCCGACUAUAUUAUAUUUGGAAUAUUCUUUUGUUGCGCAGAGUGUUGUUUGAUCUUCAGUACUAUUUACCACCUAGUGGGAUCUCACUCACAUGCAGUCGAACAAUUCUGGCUCAGAAUGGAUCUGCUAGGGAUUGUCAUUGUCACCGUUGGCACGUUUAUUCCGGGCAUCUAUUACGUCUUCAUCUGUGAACCAGUCCUGCAAAUAAUACACUGGGCGAUUAUCACAUCUUCAGGCUCAGUCACCGCUGCAUUAAUCUCGAUGCCCAAGCUGAGAACGCUACGCUGGCGGAAGGCGAGGACGGGCGCCUACGUUGCGCUUGGUGCAUCAGCAUUCAUUCCCCUACUGCAUGGAGUUCAACUGUACGGGCUAGAGUAUAUGCUUCAGUACGCAGGAAUGAAAUGGUAUCUGCUAGAGCUAUUCUUCUAUGGCUGUGGAGUUGGUCUUUAUGGGGUAAGCCGACACGCUCGCUGA
This is a messenger RNA of Trichoderma gamsii, 741 nucleotides long. RefSeq lists its product as hypothetical. The record is from RefSeq and is a predicted model, not a curated record. The coding region runs from base 1 to 741 and encodes 246 amino acids. The transcript is spliced from 2 exons. Gene Ontology annotation, molecular function: signaling receptor activity. Gene Ontology annotation, cellular component: membrane. NCBI's taxonomy places the organism in Eukaryota, Fungi, Ascomycota, Sordariomycetes, Hypocreales, Hypocreaceae.